AAUAUUGAAGCUCUUUGUGUGGAAGCAUGCACAGAUAACAGAGCUCAGUCUGUCACAACCCUUGGUGGUGCCCUUCCAGCGUUUGAAGUUCUGACUUGAAAGGACUGACUUCUGAGAAAUCAAGGCACAGAGUCCCAGCCCCUCUCUUUCAGCAGGAACUCUCAAUGACAGAGGAUAGAUUCAGAUUAGUAGCUGAACUAGUUCUCAAGUGAGUACCCCGUGCCUCGCUGGGAGCUGAGUGUGUGUUUCAGCUCCAAAGCGCUACUUAGUCUUGGACCUCCACCUCUGAGAAGGAAAGACUUUUAAAGCUUAAUAAAUAAACACUGGAUAAACUCAAGAGACUUUCUGGACUGCAAAGACUUCUUACGGUUCUGAGUUCUCCAGGGCUGGCAUGUUUUGACUGAACUGCUGCAAAAAGAAAAUGAGAGCUGAAAAUGGCAAUGGAUGAAUCAUGCAAAUUACAGAAUACGGAAACGAUAUUGGUUCAACCCGUUCUUGUUAAUGCUGAAAGAAUCUAAUCUUGUGCCCUCUCAUUUUAUGUCACUGCAACCCACCUUAUCCUCUUAAAUGAAUGCAUGCAUCCAUUUAAUUAACCUGUGAUGCUGGAAACAGUCUGACAUUUCUAGUUGAUCAAAAGGAAAACAAAUAACCUCAGCAAUGGAGAGAAAAAGACAGCUACAGAAAAGGGAAUUUGGGAAAAGACUUUCUCUGGACAGCAGUCUUGUGGAAUAUAUGGACUCAAACAAAUACAUAGAGCAUUUAGUGACUCAGCUGGAAGAACAACGCUGGAAUUUAUGGAGGCAAAAGCUGUCUGUGGCUCGGCUGCAGCGAGAAGUUGCACAAAGUAAGAGUGAAGGAGCAAUGCGUGAGAAGCUGAUACAUGAGUUGGAGGAAGAAAGACAUUUAAGGCUUGAGAGUGAAAAAAGAUUACGGGAGGUGACACUGGAGUCAGAACGUAGCAGAGCUCAGAUGCGUGGGCUGCAAGAACAGUUUUCCAGAAUGGAGGAGACAGUGAGAAAUCUGCUACAGAGCCAAGGAUCCCCAGGCCAGCAUGGAGAAGGAACUGUCAAUAUCAUCAAGGUAUAUCAGGAAAAGCUGUCUGAAGACAGUAGGAAAUGUAAAGAAGGCAUGGAAAAAAUUCACAUGCCAGCAGAUGAAGAUUCAAGAAGUGAAAGCAGCAGCACUGAAGAGGAAAAAGAAAAGACAAAAUUGCUAUUGGAGCGUUUGAAAGCUCUGGAGGCAGAGAAUUCAGCGCUGGCUCUGGAAAAUGAAAAUCAGAGAGAACAGUAUGAAAGAUGUCUUGAUGAGGUAGCUAAUCAGGUUGUUCAGGCUCUACUUACUCAAAAGGAUCUGAGGGAGGAAUGUAUAAAGCUGAAAACAAGAGUUUUUGAUUUGGAACAACAGAAUCGAACAUUAAGUGUGCUUUUCCAGCAGAAAGUCAAACCAGCUUCUGACCUCCUUCUUCAGAAACUCCAUUCACGCAUCUUAGACCUCUCAUCUGGGGAUUUGCUUUCAGAAGCAGAACGAAACAGAAGCCUGAUGCAAUCUCGAACUGCUGAUGCUCAGAUUCACGAAUGCCAGCAGAAUGUGAAAUCCAGUAUACCUGUCUUGAAGUGCCAGAGUCAAUUAAAUAUGACAGGUCCUAGCCGCCUGUAUCCCCGGAGCAGCUGCAGUAGUAGUGAACUCUCCCUCUCAAGUGCUUGCAGUGAAUAUUCCAGUGGUUCCUCCUACACUUGGAAUGAUGGAAAGACAUGCAGCAAAAGUGCUAAAGUAGUCACAGAAAACCUGCAAGAAGAAGAGGAGGACACCAUGACAAGGACUACAUGUCAGAGUCAUGUGAUAGAGUCUUGCUGCCAGAUGAGGACACUGGACAGCGGGAUUGGAACCUUCCCCCUCUCCGACUCAGGGAACCGAUCUACAGGGCGACACGUUUCUAAGCAAGAAUCAACCUUGGAAACAGAAGUCCUUGCACCAUCUCAGCAAGAUCUUCUUUCAGCUCCUUCAGUAAAAGCCAAAACUCUUGAGCGAGAAGUGCCUUCAGCAGCUAAGAGCCAGGAGUCUGUGGAAAGCAUAAUUAGUCACUCAACAUCUGAUCCGGCCAUGACUGCCAAAGGUAUACGACCUUUUCAAAGUCGCCUUCCAAAACCAGCUUCCUCAGGAAUAAUUAACCUUGCAAAGCAAAGUGAACAAGUACCAAGUUCUGUGACCUCUGCCUCAUUAGAGCAUACUGAAGAAACUGUGGAAAAUAGAAAAGUUCUUCCGGAGUGGACCACCAAGAAAACUACUAAAACAAAGGACAGAGCUCUGAGAGUGUGUACUUAUUCUGCGAGCAGCAGCGACACUGAGCCGGAGCCAGAGUAUGAAACAAAUUAUUUUAGAACUGCAGAGGAGACUUUUGUAGAAUUAACAAAGAACAACAAACAAGCUAAGCAGGAAAAACAAAAUCAGAGAAAGUCAUUUCUGGGGAACCCGAUGUCAAUCUUGGAUUUAUACCAACACAGUCUCUAUGGCCAUUUUGGAGAGGAUGGACCUGAACAAUUAACACAUUACAGUUUAAUUGAGCAGCUGAGUGGAGCUUCCAGUAAAGACAGCAAGGGCAAGGAGAGCCCAAGUAAAUUGAAGCAAACUGAAGAAACAAAAGAAGAUUCCCAGAAUAGAUUAUCUAAAAUUUCCCUGGAGUCUCUCAAUAAAUUUAACAGCAAUAACGUACUUCUAUUAGAAAAAGAGAAGAACUGUCUGAACAAGGUUGAAGGACAAAAGGAAGAAAAUGGAAAGAGAGAAGAAGCUUCCUUAAAUAACUUGGGUAGGCAUGACGUGGACAAUUUAGAAUCCUUGAGCGAUUCUCUAUACGAUAGCUUCUCCUCUUGCGCCAGCCAAGGCUCGAACGAUGUAUAGAGACACUUUCCAGUGGGCUGUGACUGCGGCACGUAACGGAGCUGAAGGCGAGUGGGGAGUGAGGGGGGAGAAGAGACAGUUGUUGAAAAUCCUCACUCCAAAUCGCUGUACUCACAGCAGGGUGUUCUGACUUUUCACCACACAGCAAUAAGAAAGGCAAGACGGCAGUCAUCAUGAUGCGUGAGACUCAACACUGAACACAACGAACGGUUACACAGAAUAAAGUCUUAAUUUUGCACUUUUGUGAAUAUUUGUACAGUUGUAAAUAUCUUGGGAAAAUAUAUUUGUAGGGAUAAAUGACAGCAAUAAAUAUUAAAUUGGUGCUAUGCUCCUGUAAUGGCAGAUUACUAACUUAAAGAAAUUUAUGUUAAUAUUAACAAGAAAAGUUAGUAGAUUUUUUUAAAAAGAUUUAUAAUUGUUCUCGUCUUAAAACUGUGUGUAGAAACACUGCGUUACCGUAAACCUGAGCCUGCCAAAUUGUCUGUAAUAAACUUUCUUGGACUCCCUUUUACAAAACAUAUUUUAUUUUUUAUUUUUAGUGCAAUUCCAUACAGGUGUUCUAGGGAAAUGUGCAUUUCAGUCAUUACAACUUCACAACAGGUGUCGCAUUUUGAAAGGGUUUUGACUUUUGACACAGCAAGAAAAUGAAUAGAUUAAAAGGGCUGAUACUGCUGGUAUUGACUUCAUCAAUCAUGUGCAUAACUGAAAGAUCAGGGUCAGAGUAAUUCACUGCUGACACAAACGGGAGUCUUGUAUGAAUGAGAACUACACAAACCACCCUUCACUUCUGACUGCAACAUAGUUUCUCUACUUCCACCUCCUCUGUACUUACUUCCUAUGAAGUUAUGAAUGUAGCAUAUUGUGUUAUCUUUCGUAGUCCGCAUUUGGUCUUAAUUAACUUGUAAACGCUAAAAUUAUUUUCAAAAAUCGAAACUCAAAACUCCUGUUUGUGACAAACUUAAAAGAAGAUGUUGGUGCUAACCAGUACUAGUUCAAGCAUAUCUAGGAGCAGGGGGAUUGGCCUGUAUCGGGUGUUUUUGUUUUUUCUACAAAGGUUGUUUAUAUGUAAGGGAAAGUCUAUUUCAAAGGUUCUGUGUAUUUUUUCUAGAUGUGAAGUAUUUAUAACUGCUUUUUGUACAGCAAUCUGUAAACGAGAUAUAUUUGGGAUAUUUCUAGACUCUACAGUUUCUUUAGCACAUGCCUGUUAAUCUUUGAAAUACUGUAUGAUCAGUGUUAAUAUUUUGUGCAAUUUGUUGUAAGUCAUUUCCGCCGUAAACGUGCAUCAUCUUUUUCGACUUUUAAGAAAUUUUCAUUGAAACAUCUUUCGUAAAUAAAACUACUCUUGCA
Molecule: messenger RNA, 4242 nt
Organism: Gymnogyps californianus (California condor)
Lineage: Eukaryota; Metazoa; Chordata; Aves; Accipitriformes; Cathartidae
Gene: NCKAP5
Product: NCK associated protein 5
Exons: 20
Coding region: 658-2895 (745 amino acids)
Biological process (GO): microtubule bundle formation; microtubule depolymerization
Cellular component (GO): microtubule plus-end
Source: RefSeq, a predicted model, not a curated record